ACAUGAAAUCGCACGAUGUUCGCAUCAGUUUGAAUUUCUAUUUUGUAUUUUUUGCUAGCGUAUGGUGUUGUGUUGAUUAUAUUAUUUAUUUUGUGUUUAGAUAUUACGGAAAACUUAGCUCCAACAAAUUAUAGGACAGGAAAACGUAUAGUUUAACUGUGCGCGAAAGACUCAUGAAUAGUGUAAACAGAUUUUGUUGUUGAAAUUGGUCAGAAGAUUUUUCAAUUUAUAAGAGACUUUGGGUGUGUGUGAAGCGAGUUAUACCACCUGUUUGGGUUGUGUUGAGCCUGUUGAGUGCUGCGACCCUACCGGCGGGAUAUUUAACCUCAAUUAAAGGACUACAUGACGUCAUCGUUCCUCAUCUAGGAUUAACAUUAUCUAGGAUUUGCAGAUAUAAGUGACAAUGUUUGACAACUAUGGACACAGCCAGCCGCAGACUCCGUCAACUCCACCGGCUCCACAGAAGGUGCUGCGGUUUGACAAGGGCUAUGUCACCACUAUGCCGGGAAUCCUCAAAGUUGUACAGCUGCUAUGCAACCUUAUUGGUUUCAUCUGUAUAAAAGUGGCAUGGGGCGUGUGGGUGUCGUCAAUCUUCUACAACCUGCUGUACUGGAUCGGCAUCAUCAUCACAGGAUUCAUACUCCUGGCUUACACCUUCCACAUGGUGGAGAAGUAUGACCGCUGGCCGUGGCUGAAGCUGGAGUUCUUCUACUGCUGCGGUGUCGCUCUGAGCUACAUAAUAUUGAGUAUAUUUGCCACCACUAUCGGGGAAAGCGUUGGAUAUGCAGUCGGGUUCUUCGGUCUCUGCGCGAUCAUAGCGUACGGAUUCGAUGGUUUCCUCAAGUACAAGGCAUGGAAGCGAGGACUACCACCGCAGUAGACUGCUACACUCUCACCAACCUCACCGAACAUACCACAUCUAGGAUAGCAUUAACUUAGGGUAAGGUGAACAGGCAUAUUCUAUGGUCCUGCUUAGAUAUUGUUAUUUGUUUUUAAUUUUAACACCAUUCUGCCUCUUAAAGCGACAUACCGUCCCCUUAUUUGAAAAAUCACAUUCGAAUGUGAUUUUUGUUAACAAAACCCUGCAAUAUACAAGUUAGUUUCAAUCCAGGUAAUAAUUUGUGGUGUAAAUUUUUACCCACAUUGUAAUUAAUUUAAUGAAAUCGAAGUUUUGUUGAACAAAAUCACAUCAGGAUGUGUUUAUUCAAAGAGGCGCUUACGAGGUUUUCACUAUAAUGCUACGAUAACAUAGAAUAAGGAAUAAUAACUAACGUAUAGAACGGCAACUGAUCCGGCGGACCCCGUCACACGUCACACACACACAGAUGCGCGUGAACAAUAACGUCAGUGUCUGUGUAAAACGAGGUGUUUUGUAUGAAGUGUCCGGGGUGUAACGAUAAGCAGCCUUUAAUAAACGUCUGACUGCAAGGCACAGACUUCCCCUCAUCAAAUGAAAAA
This is a messenger RNA of Pectinophora gossypiella (pink bollworm), 1458 nucleotides long. RefSeq names its product plasmolipin-like. The coding region runs from base 404 to 880 and encodes 158 amino acids. The record is from RefSeq and is a predicted model, not a curated record. The transcript has 4 exons. Lineage: Eukaryota; Metazoa; Arthropoda; Insecta; Lepidoptera; Gelechiidae. Gene Ontology annotation, cellular component: membrane.